This is a messenger RNA of Mangifera indica (mango), 2254 nucleotides long. RefSeq names its product importin subunit alpha-1a-like. Gene Ontology annotation, cellular component: cytoplasm; nucleus. The record is from RefSeq and is a predicted model, not a curated record. Gene Ontology annotation, molecular function: protein binding; nuclear import signal receptor activity. The coding region runs from base 154 to 1746 and encodes 530 amino acids. Gene Ontology annotation, biological process: NLS-bearing protein import into nucleus. The transcript is spliced from 11 exons. NCBI's taxonomy places the organism in Eukaryota, Viridiplantae, Streptophyta, Magnoliopsida, Sapindales, Anacardiaceae.
GAUCCAUUUCCAAUACAGACCCACCGCCAACCAUCUUCAACACGGUCCUGAAUUAGUCCUUUUGUUUUUUUAGUUCUGUCGUCUCUCACUCUCUUCAAGCUUCACAAGAUUCGUAUUAGGUUUUAAAACUUUUACUAAAUUGAAAAAUAAACCAUGUCGUUGAGGCCGAGCGAGAGAACGGAGGUCCGCCGGAACCGCUACAAGGUGGCGGUAGACGCGGAUGAGGGACGCCGGAGGAGAGAGGACAACAUGGUGGAGAUUCGCAAGAGCAAGAGAGAAGAAAGCUUGCUGAAGAAGCGACGUGAAGGCCUUCAGAACCAGCAACUUCCAGCUUCUGGUUACGCUUCUGCUGUGGAGAAAAAGUUGGAAUAUCUACCAGCCAUGGUAGCCGGUGUUUGGACAGACGAUGGCAAUCUACAGCUUGAGGCAACAACUCAGUUCCGGAAAUUGCUGUCAAUUGAACGCUGCCCUCCUAUUGAGGAGGUUAUAAAAGCUGGUGUUGUUCCUCGUUUUGUUGAGUUUCUUAUGAGGGAGGACUUUCCUCAACUCCAGUUUGAAGCAGCUUGGGCGCUUACAAACAUUGCCUCUGGGACAUCGGAAAACACAAAGGUGGUUAUUGAUCAUGGGGCUGUGCCAAUAUUUGUAAAACUUCUUGGUUCUGCCAGUGAUGAUGUUCGUGAGCAGGCUGUGUGGGCAUUGGGUAAUGUUGCUGGUGACUCUCCCAGAUGCCGUGAUCUUGUUCUUGGACAUGGAGCUUUGCAGCCUCUAUUGGCACAAUUGAAUGAAAAUGCAAAGCUUUCCAUGCUCAGAAAUGCUACUUGGACACUUUCAAACUUUUGUCGAGGCAAGCCUCCACCUCCUUUUGAUCAGGUCAAGUCUGCACUUCCAGCUCUUGCACGUCUCAUUCAUUCAAAUGAUGAAGAAGUUUUGACUGAUGCAUGUUGGGCACUCUCAUAUCUUUCUGAUGGUACUAAUGAUAAAAUUCAAGCUGUAAUUGAAGCUGGUGUGUGCCCUCGUCUAGUUGAAUUUCUAAUGCAUCCUUCUCCUUCAGUGCUCAUGCCUGCUCUUCGAACUGUUGGUAAUAUAGUUACUGGGGAUGAUAUGCAAACUCAGUGCAUUAUCAACCAUCAAGCAUUGCCUUGCCUUUUGAAUCUUUUGAGUAAUAAUUAUAAAAAGAGCAUCAAGAAGGAAGCUUGUUGGACUAUCUCAAAUAUCACAGCUGGCAACAAAGAGCAAAUUCAGGCUGUGAUUGAGGCUAACAUCAUCGGGCCUCUUGUUUAUCUACUUCAAAAUGCUGAGUUUGAAAUUAAGAAAGAGGCUGCCUGGGCAAUCUCAAAUGCUACAUCUGGUGGUACUCAUGAGCAAAUGAAGUAUCUUGUAAAUCAAGGGUGCAUCAAGCCUUUGUGCGAUCUCCUCGCUUGUCCUGAUCCCCGAAUUGUCACAGUUUGUUUAGAAGGCCUUGAAAACAUUUUGAAAGUGGGAGAGGCAGAUAAGAAUUUGGGAAAUACUGGAGGGAUAAAUCUGUUUUCUCAAAUGAUAGAUGAUGCUGAGGGGCUAGAAAAAAUUGAGAAUUUGCAGUCACAUGACAACAAUGAGAUUUAUGAGAAGGCUGUGAAGAUUCUCGAGACAUAUUGGUUGGAUGAGGAGGAUGAGACAAUGCCACCUGAUGAGGCUUCUCAGCCUGGUUUUCAAUUUGGAGGUGGUGAGGCGCCCACUGUCCCAUCUGGUGGAUUCAAUUUCAGCUAAAGGAGUUUUUGCUGCUUGUAUAUGGAAGUUGUAGUGAAGUAUGAUGGGACAAUGGUUUAGGUGGUUGCUGUUUGGUCCUGUCUCAGGUGUGAUUUUAGUUUGGAUGAUUGACUGGCCUUGAUUUUGAGUGUGGCCAGGUUAUUAAAGCUGCAGACAAAGAUAUAUACAUCCAGGCGUUGGAUGAGAAGGUGAUCUGCUGGUACAAUAAUUUCACUGAACCAGUGGAAGUAGAUAUCUAUGGAGAUUGGGCUCAGUCUUAAAACAGGAAAAAUGUGAUCUAUUUAUAAUUUUCUUAAAGCUGUUGUGGUAGUGGUUUUUAAUGCAGUUCAUUCACUUACGAUGAACGUUUGCCUCUUCUUUUUGUCUACUCAACGAAUGGCCAGAGUCAUUGUUUGUUUCCCAGAAAUUGUGGUUAUACCAUAGUUUGGUUUGGGUAUACCAUCUUCCUUUUAUGCGGAAAACUUUCUAAAACUCAUAUAUACCGAAUGCAAAAUAGAUUUUACUUACA